Messenger RNA from Leptosomus discolor (cuckoo roller), 2546 nucleotides. The record is from RefSeq and is a predicted model, not a curated record. NCBI's taxonomy places the organism in Eukaryota, Metazoa, Chordata, Aves, Leptosomiformes, Leptosomidae.
AUGGCUUUCCGCUUCCGUAAUGCCAUCCCCUAUGCCAUACCUGGAGUGCUGGCACUUCUUGGCUGCUGGUGGAUGUAUUCCCAUAGAAAAAAGCAUGCAAGCUAUCACGACAAGCAAACAAUAGCCACCGAAGAGGAGCAGCAGGAAGAAGUGCCAGGGAAUAAUUCCUCACCCAAAACGGAAGCGUGUGUUCCUCGAAGACUGCUUCACUCGUCAGAAGAGGAAUGCCCAGAGAAUGAAACCUCGACCUUCCUGCUGUCAGCAGGGUCGAUGACGCCCUCUCUUCUGUGUCAAACUCACGAGAGGCUAGAUCUCUCACAGGACUUUUCAGGCCUGUCAGUAACGACGAUUCAGCCCAGCACCCUUGAGGACGACAGUGAAAAACUAGAAACAGUAGGGUCUCAAGAUGAAAGCAGCGUCCCUGCUUGUGUUUGUCCCCCUCUGAUCUCAAAGAGCACAGUGUGUCACGGCAGUGCUGCAGUGAGCCUUACACAGGAUUCAGGCUCUAGUGGAAGCCUCCAUCAGUGGCCAUCGGCACCACUGACACCGACGCAAGAGUCUUUGGGCAUCACUAAGGAGAUCAGCAAUGCAGAGCAGUCAGAUGAUUCUUCGUUUAAGCCUCCUAAGGAAGUCCAGAUGCCAGAAAUUAUGCUGUCGGAUACUGGCUCUGUGGCAUUACUUUGCUUGGGAUUGGAGAAAGAAGCCAAUACCGCACAAGCCUUUGUCAAUAAUGAAGUUGUAUCGAGUCACAGGGAUUCUGCAGUGAGCGUGUUACCACAUCGGUUGGAGUCUGCCUGUUUGGAGCAGUCCAGGGAAGAAGAGUCAAUUGCCAGUUCUGUACCUGCGUGUCAGGAGGAGGACGUGCAGCCAAAAGGAGAUGAAUUGGGAAGAGCGAAGGUUGGAGGAGUGAGUUUGGACAAGGAAGAAGUUGAGAAAAUUGAGCAAGUAGCAAUACAGAUAAUUUCCAAGGUCAUUUUGGCAGCAACUGAGGAAGUGCUGUCUGGUGCUGCAGGUGACGUGUCCGCUUGCAUCUGCCAGGCCACUGCCAGCCGAGUUGAGAGACCUUUGGAGAUGGCCGGUGCUGUUUCCUCUGCUCAGAUGCUUGCAGGGGAAGCUACAGGAGCCAGUGAGAACAUUGCUGCCGAGAGCGCUGCUGCGGUACUGGCAUCCCCACAGGCAGAGAAGCAGGAUCAGUGUGUGACAGAUUCCGGCUGUUUAACACGUGGCUGUUUGUCCAGCCCUGUUCAGGGAGACACAAAAGACUGUCGGAUGAAGAACCGUGUGUGCAGUGAGUCCCAACAAGUUGGUCGGACUCCUGUGGAAAACCAUGGAGGGUCACUGGAAAAGUCACCUUUGGUUAUGGGGGACUCUGGGUGCAGCGUAUAUGCAUCUGAAGGUGGGACGACUGGGGAGGACCCACUGCAGAACACAAUGCUGUCUGUCGCAUCAGGCCAGCAUUUGGACUCACUGAGUGUAUCUGCUACCCAAGACAUGUCUGCUGAGCAGAGCUCAGUACCAAGUGAAAAAUGUCCUACUCUGAAGCUACCUGAAGGCAGCGAAACGCCGUACAGUAAUGGGAUACAGGAUGGUCCAGACUCGCAUCACGAGUGUGGCAGGGCAGCAGGGAUGGAUGGAGGUCACUCGGGAGGUUCGGAUGUAAAUAGCGUGGAUUUUGUGGACAGUGGCUGUGCCAUGAGAAAGACGAUGACUCACCAGAACUCGAAGCUCGGAGGAAAAUCCAGCAAGUCCGACUUCGUUAUCUGGGAAAUAGAGGUCCCAAAGGAAUUAGUUGGCCGCCUGAUUGGCAGACAAGGAAGAUUCAUGAGUUUCUUGAGGCAAAUGUCUGGUGCCAAAAUCUAUGUCUCGACACUACCUUAUUUCCGUGACUCCCAAGUCUGUCACAUCGAAGGCUCCACGCAUCAAGUAGAAAAAGUACUGAGCUUGAUUGGCAAGAAGUUCAAAGAGCUGUGUCUCACCAACAUCUACGCUCUGCCUCCACCAACACCGAUGACACUUCAUUCCCUCCUGAUGACUGCCUGGCUGUUCCUCCCGGAUGGAGUCACUGUAGAGGUGGUCGUGGCGAACCAAGUUGAUGCAGGCCACAUGUUUCUCCAGCAGCACACACACCCCACUUUCCAUGUCCUGCGUAGUCUCGACCAGCAGAUGUAUGCCUGCUAUUCUCAGCCUGAAAUUCCAACCCUGCCAACUCCAGUAGAAGUUGGUAUUAUCUGUGCAGCUCCAGGCCUGGAUGGGGCAUGGUUACGGGCUCAAGUCAUCAGCUACUUCGAAGAGACCAAUGAAGUGGAGCUCAGAUAUGUGGACUAUGGAGGAUAUGACAAAGUGAAGGUUGACACACUCAGACAAAUCAGGUCUGAUUUUUUAUCACUACCCUUCCAAGGAGCAGAAGUUUUACUAGACAAUGUGGUGCCACUUCCAGAUGAGGAUCGCUUCUCAUCCGAAGCAGACGCCGCCGUUAGUGAGAUGACCAGAGGCGCCGUCCUAGUGGCGCAGGUACGUGAGAGCUCCCUGGAAGCGUCCUGUGGCUG